Colletotrichum graminicola M1.001 is the source of this 555-nucleotide messenger RNA. RefSeq lists its product as uncharacterized. The transcript has a single exon. Lineage: Eukaryota; Fungi; Ascomycota; Sordariomycetes; Glomerellales; Glomerellaceae. The coding region runs from base 1 to 555 and encodes 184 amino acids. The record is from RefSeq and is a predicted model, not a curated record.
AUGGGCCUCUCGCCGCCUUUGUUUGUAGUCCUGAUUGUGCUCGCAACCAUCGUGCCUCCCCUAAUCGCAGGGGCUCUCCUGACUCGCUUCGUCUGCCGUAACUUCAGAGACGCUGCCGGCGUUGUCGAGCCCAAGCCCCGACGAUGCUGGUUUGGCCUCCGGCGCGUCAGGUCCAUCAGCAGCAACGCCACCGACAGCCUCGCAACCCGCGCCCAGAGCUACGCGGACUCGUGGCAGGACCUGGAGAGCCUGCGCACGCACAGGGACACGCCGACACCGUCGCUCCGUUACUGCACCUGCGAGGAGGUCCCACCGGUCAGGGCACCAGUACCUGCGGCCAUUCGGUUUCAACCGCAGCCGCCGGAGACAUGGCAUCCCUCGAGGGCGAGCCGGCUGACAUGGAGCUUCUCACCCACGAGGCGGGACCAGGGUCACCUUCGGAGAUCCCGCAGCCGCUUAGGGUCCUCAAAGGAUUCGGGCGUAGUCCUGGAGGGCUCGUCGGAAGAGGAAUGGAGAGCUCGAGGCGAACGAGCAUCGAGACGGAUGGAAGUGUAG